Messenger RNA from Brassicogethes aeneus, 1018 nucleotides. Lineage: Eukaryota; Metazoa; Arthropoda; Insecta; Coleoptera; Nitidulidae. The record is from the annotation of a GenBank genome assembly.
AAAAAAUAAAGAAUAAUUUAUGAAAUUUACUAAAAAGGCUGUUAAAAUAAAGUGCAUUUCGGUUUUAAAUAAGCAAUUAUGUUAGUGAAAGAAGCACCAGUGAUAUGGAAUCUCUUGAAAGGAAUAGUUUGUGUUUAUAAACCGGCAGAAAUAACAUGCGAAAAUUUAAGAAAAGCGUUAUUGGCCAAAAUUUGUGCAGACCUAAAUAACAUGGAAUGUAGGUCCAUAUCAGAGAGGGUAGUAAUUGAGGGAAAUCCUUUAGAGAAACUCACAGUCAAUGUGGUGCCAAAUUUGGCAGACCACCCUGCAGUGGUGGGGCCCCGCUACUUACCAGAUGAGUUACCAGCUAGUUGGUCAAAUUAUCUUGGAUGGAACACUUGUGGAAUAUUAUUGUUUGGGUUAAGAGAAGGCACCAGGACAGCUAAAUAUUUACGUGAAAAUCGACCAAUGAGGGCAUACAAAUUAAAAGGAACGCUAGGAAAAGCCACUGAUAACGGUUUGGCUAGUGGGAAAGUAGUGGAAAAAAGUACCUGGAAACAUGUCACCAAAUCCCACAUGGAAAAGCUGCUGUCGUCUAUACAAUCAUCACAUCAAAAACAAAUGUUUCAGCUAUGUGGGGUGGAUUUGCAAUCUCAAACAGCAUAUGAUUUGGCAGUUCAGGGUCCAAUAAGACCAGCAAAUUCAAAAGUUCCUCUUUUGUAUGGCAUUAAAUGUAUAGAAUUCACACCUCCAAAUUUUGUUAUAGAGGUUCACUGCAUCAAUGAAAACGAAAGUUACUUAACAACUUUUAUACACGAAAUCGGAACCAAAUUGCACAGUACAGCACAUUGCACAGCCUUACAAUGCGUAAGACAUUCUUGUUUUACUUUGGAAGAUGCGUUAUUGAAGAAACACUUUACCUUACAAAAUGUACUUACCAAUAUGGAGAAGUGUAGCAUUAAAUUGGAGGAAAAUAAGGAUCUACUGUAUCAAAAAAGUGCAAGUUUAACUAGUAUUAAUACUGAAUAAACAAAUUUUA